AUGACCAGAUUUAUUGGAUGCAUAGACUUGCACAACGGUGAAGUGAAACAAAUUGUCGGCGGUACCUUAACUGAGAAUGACAAAGAUACACCAAAAACAAAUUUUGUAUCCGAAAAGUCAUCUGAAUACUAUGCACAACUUUAUAAAAAGAAUAAUGUAACAGGUUCACAUGUCAUUAAACUUGGUCCUAAUAAUGACCAAGCUGCAUUAGAGGCACUUCAAGCUGCCCCUGGAUUUUUACAAGUUGGUGGUGGUAUUAAUGACACAAAUUGCCAAGAAUGGUUGAAAUAUGCUGAUAAAAUUAUUAUAACCAGUUGGCUAUUUAAUAAAGACGGUAAUUUUUUGCUUUCAAAUUUAGAAAAAAUAUCUUCAUUAUGUGGGAAAGAUCGUUUAGUAGUAGACCUAAGUUGUAGGAGAACCAAAGAUAACAAAUGGAUAGUGGCAAUGAAUAAAUGGCAAACGUUGACAGAUAUGGAGCUCAAUGAAAAUACUUUCAAAGAACUAGGUAAAUAUACAAAUGAAUUUUUAAUUCAUGCGGCUGAUGUCGAGGGCCUUUGUAAAGGUAUUGAUGAAGAAUUAGUUGCAAAAUUAUAUGAAUGGACCAAGGAAUUGGACAACGUCAAGAUAGUAUAUGCAGGUGGCGCUAAGAGCGUUAAUGAUUUGCAAUUAGUCGACGAAUUAAGCCACGGUAAAGUAGAUCUAACUUACGGUAGCUCACUGGAUAUAUUUGGUGGUAAACUAGUUAAAUUUGAUGAUUGCUGUGCAUGGAACUCUACCCAUUAA
Molecule: messenger RNA, 783 nt
Organism: Maudiozyma saulgeensis
Lineage: Eukaryota; Fungi; Ascomycota; Saccharomycetes; Saccharomycetales; Saccharomycetaceae
Source: the annotation of a GenBank genome assembly